CUGUUUGCUCGGCGUAGUAGCUGUUCACCUUACCUGCCCCAACUCACUGGCUCGGCUCAGUGCGGAUAUCUCCGUGUGUCGCUACACACGUGUGCGGUAUAACUGUCGGGAUAGCGAGUCUUCCAGAACAGUACAGUAGGUCUGUCCUACGUGUCGACACCACGGACGCCCUAUACUAACAACACAUUAUGGCUUGUUGUGGAGAAGGUCCCGGGUAUGCCACGCCCCUUGAAGCCAUGGAGAAGGCUCCCCGGGAGGAGAUCGUAUACAUUCCCUGUAUCAUCCCACCGGAAAGGCGCGGUGAGCAGCCGGAUUACCUCGUCACGGUGGACGUCGAUCCGAAAUCACCCACCUACAGCAAGGUGAUACAUCGUCUUCCCAUGCCAAAUGUGAGUGACGAGCUUCAUCACUCCGGUUGGAACACGUGCUCCAGUUGUCAUGGUGACAAAACUCAGCGUCGAGAUAGACUGAUACUGCCCUGCGUCAACAGCGACCGGAUAUACGUAGUGAACGUCGGCGACGCUUCAAGAGCGCCUACUCUCGAUACGAGUAUUGAGCCCUGGGAGAUGCACGAUAAAUGUGGCCUUGGAGCUCCACACACGUCACAUUGUCUGGCCAGUGGAGAUAUCAUGAUCAGCUGUAUGGGGGACCCGGAUGGAAACGGAAAAGGUGGUUUCAUACUUGUGGACGGCAAAACAUUUAUCGUCAAGGGAAACUGGGAGAAAGAGAGUGUCAAAUUCGGUUACGACUUCUGGUACCAACCCUACCACAACGUUAUGAUCAGUACAGAAUGGGGCGCCCCUAAAUGCUUCCGGAACGGUUUUAACCCUGCCGAUGUCACCGCGGGAAACUACGGCAACGCAUUGAAUGUGUGGGAUUGGACGACACGCGAACUUCAGCAAACGAUAAAGCUGGGACCGGAUGGCCACAUCCCUCUAGAGAUCCGCUUCCUUCACGACCCAUUGGCUACAGAGGGUUACGUCGGCUGUGCUCUUAGCUCUUCCGUCUUCCGCUUCUUCCGUAAAGAGGACCGCACGUGGGACGCCGAGAAGGUCAUCCAGGUAGCCCCAAAGAAAGUAGAGGGAUGGGCUCUACCGGACAUGCCAGGACUGAUCACAGAUAUCCUCCUCUCCCUUGACGACCGGUUCCUCUACUUCAGUAACUGGCUCCAUGGUGACGUCAGACAGUAUGACAUCACAGACCGACGUCAUCCUAAACUCGUUGGACAGCUGUUCCUAGGCGGAAGUGUUUGCAGGGAUGGCAAGGUCAAGGUCACAGAUGACAGUGAAUUAAAGGAACAACCGGCGCCAGCGUUCAUCAAGGGUAACCGUAUACUUGGUGGACCACAGAUGAUCCAGCUCAGUCUGGACGGUAAACGUCUAUACCUGACUACGUCAUUGUUCUCAUCUUGGGACAAACAGUUCUACCCGGAACUCCUCAGUCAGGGUACAAUGAUGCUAGCCAUCGACGUUGAUACGAGGAAGGGUGGACUCAAACUUAAUCCUAACUUCUUUGUGGACUUCGGAAAGGAACCGGACGGCCCAGUGCUAGCCCACGAGAUCAGAUACCCCGGAGGAGACUGUACCUCCGACAUCUGGCUCGCCUCUACUGCCCGCAAACCGAAACUUUAAUUGUUAUGGCAACGUGCUGUGCGCAUGUUCAAUAGUUCUAACAUUGUAUAUUGAUAAUUACAAUGUUUCUAUACCAUAUGUUCUGCCAUGCGCAUGUCAGAUAAACAGAACAUCUUUAAAAAUAUGGUGGUAAUUGAUGAUGUUGGGGCAUCGAUACCUAUAUGCAUGUUUCUUCGUUAUACCGGGAUAUGUUAAGACUUAAGCAUACGUGUACUUUACCACUAUUGUUGUUGGUGUAAAAAUACAUUUGUUUAAAACAUUAUUGUGUUUUUUCUUAAAUUCUUCAUUAUUUUCCCUUUUCUUUCUUUUCGUGAGAAAAGAACCCUACCUCUUACUGACAUUGUGUGAUGAAGCGUGUUUCUGGUCGGCUGUAUUUGCUAUCAUAAACACACUGCUAUUUAAUGUCAAUCAGUUAUCGCACCAAAAUGAUAAACGUUUCAAUCAAGCGGUAAUUUGUUUUCAAGGAUGGUUUAAAUUAAUCUACAUUCAUAUACAAAUUGGCCUGAUAACUAAGAAUACAAUGUUAAGUAGGAUACAAGUUGGUGCGUAGUAAGUUACUUUUAGACGUUUAACUGAUGGUUUGAUUUAACACUCGAUCAAAUUUCAUCAAGGAUGGCAGGUUCUUAAAGUCUUAAAUUGACCUUUCGAACUUUUGCACUGCAAAGAGCAUGCUUUUUUAAAAAUUUGAUGUAGGAAUUCAGCCAUCAUUUGCAUAAAAGAAGAUAUCUAUAUUGUGAAACCUCUAGUUUCUGGGUGACGUCGUGGAUUUUACCUUGACGUGCCCCUUCAAUCUUAUCUAAAGAUAUUUUCAGGUGUUCUUAUUCAUUACAUUAUAUAUUUCAAUAAGGCAGUCGAACAUUUCAGAAAUAGUGAGAUAUAACGAGCCGGGGACACCUACGCUAAUCUGGCGACUUAAAGUGGAAAAAGCAGUAGCAAAACAGCUUUGGCAAACUGCUUGUCCUUAACGAUCACCAGCGGGGAUCAAAUAACGUGUACUAACCAGUAAAGCUGGGGUGGCUUGUAAUCCUUCAUGUAUAAACAUACUUGGGAAGCUUGUAUUUACCAGUUACUCACGCUUGGUGCUUACAUUACAUAACAUUACGAUAUAAAGAUGCCGUAACGUGUUACUAACAUGUACAGCUGGUCUUGUCGCCAUUGAAGAAUGAUUUUCGUGACAAGGUGAGUAAAAUAUUAUAUUAAGUGAUGAUCGAAUUAUAUAUUCUUUUCCAUUACCUUAGCAAUGUGACAUCGAUUUGGUUGAACCUGAAGUCCUCCCUUUUUGCAGUUUUUCUUUGUUUUUGAUACGGAUUAAUCCUGUUUUGAGCAAGCAGUAGGUGCAUUUCUGUUCACGAACCAGGAUAUAACAACAAACAUAGAUUUGCCAAAUAAUGAAGAAAAAAUUGGCAUUAAAAGGUACGAUGAUUGGACAGGUGAUGCAGUUUAAGUCGGAUUUCUUAAUUAACUCUUUGUGCUUUAGUCCUUGCAUUUAAAGUCGACUACAUGUAGAGAAUGCCUAUUCACUCGGUAGUGUAAUUGGAAAACAUGAUUUGAAGACUGUCUACUUCCCGUUUGCAUAUUUUGAAGCUUAGUACGAUUUGUCACUGUCGCCUUAUUUAAAAUAAUUAAGUAUUUUGUCGCUUUCAUUAUAAUAUCAAUUUGUCAAUGAUAAACUCUGUUGCAAUUAUGGCCAAACAAAUGCCAACAAUAGUAUGCAUUCUAUCGACCUUUUGUUGUAUCGUACAGCAUUUUCAUAUGACCAGUAUAUUUGUCCAAGAGUCAGCCGUCAUUUCAAGAAUUCAAAAGAAAAUAUCGAAAUCAAAAAAUUGCCUUGAACAUUAUGAACACAGAACGACAACAUUCAUUUUUCUUUUAUGAAAUCUGGUACACAAAUUAUAAUUAACAGAUAAUAUCGUUAACAGAUUCUUUUAUACAAAAUAUAUCAUAAAUUGCUACCAUUGUUCAUCCAAUAUCACAAAUUGUUGUUAAUAUACGAAAACGAUCAAAAACAGUUUCUAUUGUACAAAAAUGUCAUUUACAACUUCUGUUAUACAAAAUAUAAUCAAUAACUUAUAUUGUACAAUUAAUUAUUUGAGCGUUAACUGGGAUGCAGUUCGUUCAGCUACAGAUGAUAACCAAAAUAACCUAGGAACCGCCUUUACACCGGUCUGGUCAAACGUAACUUUGUAAAUGACAGGAUAAGUAUUUAGCUAUCAAUCAGCUAAAUUCUAAACUUUAAAAACACUGAAAGACAAAAUAUCACUUGCACUGCGUAAUAGACAAGGAUAACAAUUUAAAAUGCCUCUAGAAAUCACUUAAGUUAGAUCAUUGUGUUCACCUGAGCUAAGUGCAAUGUGUAAUCAAAUCUGGCCACAAAAAGGUAGGUCAUUAUAAGUUUUCUAGUUUUUUAGCAUAUUAUAUAUUUCUAAUAAGGUAAACAGUGACAUUGCGUAUUUUUAUACAUUUUGUCAAUUGCAGGAAAACUUAUCUGUUUGAGUAAAGAAUUACCGUAAUAAUCCUGCAAUUUACCCAGGAGAUCACUAAAAAUAUAAAGCCGCACACACCAGGUAUCAGGUAUUGCGUGCACUAUACU
This is a messenger RNA of Mizuhopecten yessoensis (Yesso scallop), 4221 nucleotides long. Its product is annotated as selenium-binding protein 1-A-like. Gene Ontology annotation, molecular function: selenium binding; protein binding. NCBI's taxonomy places the organism in Eukaryota, Metazoa, Mollusca, Bivalvia, Pectinida, Pectinidae. Bases 189 to 1631 code for a protein of 480 amino acids. The transcript has 11 exons. The record is from RefSeq and is a predicted model, not a curated record.